Moneuplotes crassus is the source of this 3544-nucleotide messenger RNA. The record is from the annotation of a GenBank genome assembly. NCBI's taxonomy places the organism in Eukaryota, Ciliophora, Spirotrichea, Euplotida, Euplotidae.
UAGAUGGAUUUCUGUAUUCUUUAGACUCACAUUUUAGGGCUACUCGACAACGUGAAAAGUGUAGAAUUCGGACUUGACAAGUAUUUCACAAUGACUGAUCCAAAUGGACAGAAGAAAAGGUCAAGAUUGUUUAUUCCUCUGAUUAGAAGCUGACCAAUAUAAGAAAAGGAGCUCGCAAAAGUAGUUAUGGAAAGUUUAUUGCAAGAUAUUAUAAAGAUGAAGGCGAAGCCAAGACUUUGAUCCAUCUGGAAGUUGAAGAGAACCAGAAAGUUUUUGAAUCUGAAAAUAAUACCGUUAGCACUAAGACAUAUUACAAGUUUACUCCUGAUUCCAUUAAAGAAAUCAGCUGAGAUUACAGAAGCAAAGGCUUUUUCGAUGUUCAUUUAAGACUCAAAAAACUUCCAGAAAGAUUUAGUUGGUACUUAAAGAAAAGAGAAAGACAAAUCAUUAGAAUUAAUAUAUCUAAAAUUCUCAGUGAGACUUGGACAGAAAGCGUUCUGAUGAGUAGCAUUCAUGCUAAUCUUUGUGUUAGGAUCAGAGGUUACCCACCUAAAAGGAUAAAUCCAAGGUUCAAAAAAUUCUUGCUCAAAGGGAACAAAAUCAGUGAUAAAAGAACCAAGUUUCUUCUUUGUGAGCUUCUUCAAAAAGAAUUUAAAAGAAGAUAUAACAAAAAAGGACCAGGUUUCCAAAGAAAUAGAUACGAUAUUGAAGAAGAAAUGAUGGAAGACCUCCACAAAAAUAUUGCUAUCCUUGAAAGAAGACUCUCAAAGCUCCCUUUUGUAGUUAGUUACUCAUUUAUGUGCUUGUUUAGCACAAAGAGGAUUCAUUUCCUUAACUUUUCUCUUCAGCAUUACAAAGAUACAAUAAAAUGGUUAAAAGAUACCUGAGAUUCUUCUCCAUGAGAAUGGGUUUACAGAGCACUAGAGUACUCAAUGAAGAAGAUUACUUCUGCAGCUCGUGCAAGGCAAAAUAAUAAGAAGAACCUUCUCGAGAUGAUCCAGCAGAACUUCGAGCGAGCUCAUACAGAGAGGGGGUCAAACAUUAUUGAUCUCAUUGUUGAUCCUUCUAAGUUAGUGAAGAUUCGGAUAGUUUCUAUUACACCCUCAAGAAUUGAGCUUGAUUUCGGGACUCUUUCAAUACCGAAUAGAGCUAUCCGAGACCACUUUUCAAACAUUGAUAAUUUCAUCCGUGUGAGAUUCCUAAACGAAAACGGUCAGCGAGGCGUCUAUUGGGGUGGUUCACAGAAUGAUUGGAUAUUAUUCCAUAUAGAAAAUAUCAUGCUUGAUGGAUUUUGAAUUGGAAGUAAAAGAUUUAAGUUUCUACAUUUCUCCAACUCUCAAGUGAAGAGUCACUCAUGUUGGUUCAUGAAUGAAGUUCCUGGCGAACUUAGCUAUGAUACCUUUAUCAAAUCCCUCGGAGAUUUCAGUGGGGAGAAGUCCAUCUUCAAAGGAAUUGCAAGAAGAGGUCAAGCCUUCAGCAGCAGUGUUGCAACACAAAAUCUUGAUAUAAAUCAAGAAAUAAUUGAAGAUUCAGACAUUGAGAGAAAUGGAUACACCUUCUCUUAUGGAUGUGGAGAAAUAGACAAAGAGUUCUUCGAAGAGAAAGUUCUCAAACAAUACUUCAAACACUCAAUGUGCUCAGCAAUCCAAAUCAGGAUGGGAGGUUAUAAAGGAGUUCUGCUAGCAACAAAUAACCUUUCUGAUGGAGUCAAAAUAAAAACAAGGAAGAGUAUGAACAAAUUUGAUCUCCCUGAAGGCUAUGACGUAGCAAAUCUAGAAGUUAUUAGACUGGCUACUUAUAUGAGCGGGUAUCUGAAUAAACAGAUCAUACUAGUGAUGUGGUCUAAUGGUAUUGAUGAAGAGGUGUUCAUCAAAAUUCAGAAAAGUUACAUUUCAACUUUACUUUCAUACUAUAAUUUAGAGAACUUAGAUAAAGAUAGUAAAUAUCCGGUAGAGCUAUACCAAUCUUUCUGCAUUAUCGAAAGAAAGUUAAGUGAGAUGUACAUUAACGGAGAGGAUUUCUAUCAGGAUCCCUUUAUAGAACCCAUCAUCAAAAGAAUAUGCUUGAACAGGCUUAGAGAUGUGAGGAAGAAGUUCAGGAUUUUAGAUAAAUUUAGCUGCAAUCUUAUAGGAGUUAUUGAUCCUUAUGACUGCCUUGAAGAAGGAGAAGUCUUUUUUCAGUUUAAUGAGAGAACAAAAUAUCGAAAUGAAUAUGAAGCUACGAAUACUAAGCUAGUAAAUGGGAAAGUCUUGGUGACAAGAUCUCCGUGAGUUCACCCGGGUGAUCUCAGAAUUUUGACUGCUGUUGAUGAGCCUAAGCUUUAUGACAUGGUCAAUGUUAUUGUGUUUUCAGCCAAAGGAGAAAGGCCAGACCAGCAUAAAAUGGGUUCUGGAGAUCUCGAUGGAGAUAUCUAUUGGAUAAACUGGAGAUUAGAGUUUGUAUACAACUUUCUUGAAAAAAAGCCAUACAUUGAUGAUCCUGAAUUAUUAGAUCAAAUUCUUGAACCAAAGUCGAUGAUCGUUCAGCCAUCUAGAACUAAUACAUCGAUUAGUCGAGAAAAGUGCAUUAAUGCAUUUCUUGACUAUCUUCGAAAAGAUAUACUAGGCCAGAUAGCAUCUUUACAUCUCAGAGUAGGUGACCUUGAAAGAGAUAAUCUUGAGAAGCAAGAUUGUAAAAUCUUAGCCAAAAUGCAUUGAAUAGCUGUAGACAGUGCUAAAAAUGAUUACCAAAUUUCUAUUGCAGAAUUUAUGAAACUAAAAUUGGAAUAUGAUUUUGUAUCUGAUUUCAUGUUCACAGAUCGUGAGCCACCUCAUGACAAAGUAGUAAUCCCUUCCCCAGGUAUCUUAGGCAUCCUCCAUCGCGAAAUCAAAAUCGAUGUCAACAACGAAGAGCUUCAUGAACUAGAAUAUAAGACAAAGAUACUGAAGGAAUACCCAUUAAGUCAGAAAUUUUUUGAGGAUGAUGAUAUUUGCAAGCAUUUGGCAUUUUUGUAUCUGAGAGUUGUAGUGCCUUAUAAUUCUUUUGUCAAAAAUUUGUUGCUUGAGAAUAACAUUGUCUCUGAAGGUGAUUUAUUUAAUUCUACCUGUGAAUUCUCAAACUUAGCCUCAUCAAGAGAUGAUUCUGUCCAAAUUCAUCAGAGUCUUUCAAUAUUAUUUGAGAAAGUAAAAGAAGAGUACAAGCAAAUCAUCAAGAACUACCAACUCAAGAAUUUUAUUACCAUCGGUGCUGGAGAGGUAAAACAACAAGAUAUUGCAUUUUUCGAAAUACACCCCAAACUGAGCUUUGCUCUAAAAUUCCUCGCCUAUUUCAAUCACUCUCACUACUUCCAAGCAAAAACAGCCUUCAACAACCCAGAUUUCGACUACUUCUGGCUCCUCUACUGCCAAGAAACUGUCGAACCAGUCACCCCAAUCUCCUAUAAAGACUACAAAAAAAUAGCCAAAUCCACUUACAACGAAGAAGACGAGCUCUCAUUAGUUCUUUCUCAAUCCCAAAUAUUCUCAUCAUGGUGGCUUCUCACCUCAUAAUCAAUUUCAAAAUUUCA